CCACAUUGAUCUGAAAUUAUACUUUACACUUAUUACUACUUCUGACACUAGAACCUACCCACAACACACCAUUUGACAAACCCUUCCUCUGUUAAACCCUUCAAUUCCCGACAAAAUCCUGUUUGUUUGAUUUAAGGUAUUUGUUAACAACGAUGGUAAAGUCGGCUCCACCCAAGAAAAAGAAAAGAGCAAGCAGAAAAGGGGUGAAAUUCGACCCUUUAUCUGUUUAUGAUUUUACUGAUACUGAUAAUGAUUUAUCAUCAGAGGAAAUUGAAGAAACUAGUUCUGAUUCUAUGGAUUCCAAGUUGCAAACAACCCCUAAAUCUAAUGUCAAGAAAUACCCUGGAGCUAAAGGUCCUGUAAGAGGUAAAUCAGGUGGAAAAAAGAAGCUGCUAAAGGAUGUUGGAAAAAAUAAGGGUAAAUCUUUACAGGCGGUUGCUGGGGAUAAAGUUAUUAUUGGAUCAAAAAAGAGAAAGCUGGAUAAUGGUCCUUCAAGCCCCUCCAAUUUGAAGACUUGGGAUUUCUAUAUUCCACCAAAUAAACAUUUCCACACGCGUGUAAGUUCGCAAACAAAUUGUGAAGUCGUUAAAUUGUUGAAGAGCAAGUUGGAUGAUAGACAGCUCCAGAUCUUCAGGGGAACCCGAUUCGGGUACUUUCUAGAUUUGCCUGAUGUAAUUGUACAGAACCAGCUUAUACAUUCCUUAUUGCUCAGGCAGGUGGUCCCAGAAAAUGAGGACGAACUGUGGUUUAAAGUGAACGGAACCAAGUUGCGUUUUGGACUGGCAGAAUUGGGGAUUAUUACUGGUUUGAAAUGUUGUGGUGAUGCUGAUAAGGGUUACGAAUCCAGUGGUCCCAAUAGGUUGAUGGAUAUGUACUUUUCUGGACUUAAAAAGGUACCCAAGCCGUUAUUAGUUGACUGCUUCCUCCAAAAGAGAUGGAGGUCGGACGAGGAUGCGGUCAAGAUUGCUGUGCUGUAUUUUAUACACACGUUCUUGUUCUCAACUGCGACUAAGAAAACGUUCAUCACGAAGGCUGAUUUUGAUAUUGUUGAGAGUGGGGAUUAUGAGACAUUCCCUUGGGGUAUACUUGUACUUAGAGCCAUGGUGGAGUCCAUGAGCAAUAGGUUGCGGGAGGGUCUAAAGAUGUAUAGGCUUGGGGGUUUACCUUUGGCUUUACAGUGUUGGUUCUACGAGUGCUGCACUAUUGUUGAUGGCAAGUUGGCUCACCGGGUUGACAAUAAAGUACCUCGUAUUCUUAAUUGGAAAAUUAAGAAGCAACCGACCUUGAAUGAGUUGUCUGGUGGGUUCUUCAAGAUCAGCAGGGACAAGUUGAAGUUCAAGAAUGUUUCUCCGACAGAGUUUGAGCAAUUUCACUUGGAUUUGCCUGAAUCAUCUGGAAAUCCAAAUGAUGAGGUGGCAUCCAGAGAUCUUCUUGCAAUUCAAGCUAGUGAGGAUGACUUCAGCACUCCUCCUAGUGAGGAUGACUUCAGCACUCCUCCUAAAAAAAACAAAAAUCAGCCCAAAACCCAAUCGGACCCCCCAGUGAAGAAUUUGGAGAGGAUUGCCGAGCUCAAACGACUUUCUGAUGAACAGUCGGAGUUGAAGAGUGAUAUUCGAGAGGUCUUUAAAGCAACCGAGUUGCUCAAGGAACAAAUGAUUGUGUCAUUUGCAGAUGUCUUUAAAGCAAUCGAGACGUUGUCGAAGAAACAAUCGGAAAAGGAUAAUUCAGAAGUAUUGCACAUUGAUGGAAGAGAUGGCAACCAUGACAGACAUGGUGAUGGAGAUUCCGGUGGUUUUAACGCUAAUGAUGACCAUGGUAGUGAUGGCCCAGAUCAUGGCAAGGACUUCCACUCCCUGGGUGACAAGGAGAAUACCGAGAUAGUCAAUAUUGGAACCCUGGGUGGAGUUACAAAUGCAUAAGGAAAGUCUAUUUUCGCUGUCCUACAUUUAAUGAGGAAAUAAAUUGAUAUCUUGUAGCACUACUGCCCAUAUAGUCAAGCUAACAACCCACCUUGGAUACGGCCUUCUUUCUAGUUAUGUCUGCCUUCACGACACCAUAGAGCAAGCUUGAUGAUGAUUUGAUUGAAGGUAAUAAGCAGGUUCUUGAGGUUUCAGAAUCUGUUACAGGGGACAAGCAAGACGAGCAGCCAAAUGGAGUCUUCCAAUUUGGAAUUGUCAUAAACAGUUCAAAAUGAAUUUGAAAUCAACAAGGAGAAUGAGGAUGAGGUCUUGCCUAUUCAAUCCACACCAGUGGCGACUAUUUCAACUGGAUGGUAAUCGAUGUGUACUUAAUGAGAGUGAUAGACUGUGGAGUGUAAUGCAGACCCUGUCUCUCGAUUGGCCUACACGACCAAAUAAUAUGGUCGCUGCCUCAAAAGCUGUCUGUUUCCUUGGGAGUUCCUGCAAUUGAAUUCGGCAAGUUUGUAUAACUUGGUCAAGAAUUUGCUUUUGUAAUUUUAGUCCCAUCCAUUUCUGCUAUAGUGCUAUGUUUAUGUAAAUUACUAGA
Molecule: messenger RNA, 2505 nt
Organism: Lycium ferocissimum
Lineage: Eukaryota; Viridiplantae; Streptophyta; Magnoliopsida; Solanales; Solanaceae
Exons: 6
Coding region: 153-1919 (588 amino acids)
Source: RefSeq, a predicted model, not a curated record